AUGGCUGCCCUUCGGUUCCUCGCACGUUCGAAACUUUCGGCGAUUAUUCUACGAUUGCCUUGCCAGCUGAAACCUCCGAGCAACGUUUCGCCGAUUCCGGUUCAGAUUCAGAAAAGAUGGAGCACUUACAGAUCUUCCCCUAUAUAUGAAGAUCCCUCAAAAUAUACAGAUUAUGAGGUAACGAAUGAUCCACAAGAGUGGGAGUAUGUAGAACGUCUAUUGAGACCUCAAAUUAUACCUAAACCUCCUCUUGAAAAUCAAGAAUAUCCAUCUGGUUGGAAACCACCUACUGCAAAACCAGGAGAUUAUCCAUAUUACAUAAAUCGCACAAGAAAUUAUAUGCAACCAGUUUAUCUUAAGAUUCAAUUCAGAGGAAUGCGAAAAAUAACUAAGCUCUGCAAGAUUCAAGGAGAUAUUUGGGCUUUAGAGGCCGAAUUAAAGGAAUAUCUAAGUAAAAAUUCAGUAAAACCAAUUGGUAUUCGUAUAAACGAACUUGUAGGUGAAAUGAAAUUUAGGGGCGAUUAUGUGUCUCUUGUGAAGAGAUGGAUGGAUUCCAAAGGAUUUUAAGUAUACUACAAUUAUUCUUAUGGAUUAA
Messenger RNA from Dufourea novaeangliae, 595 nucleotides. It is a transcript of the gene mRpL49, whose product is annotated as probable 39S ribosomal protein L49, mitochondrial. Lineage: Eukaryota; Metazoa; Arthropoda; Insecta; Hymenoptera; Halictidae. Gene Ontology annotation, molecular function: structural constituent of ribosome. Gene Ontology annotation, biological process: translation. The transcript has 3 exons. The record is from RefSeq and is a predicted model, not a curated record. The coding region runs from base 1 to 567 and encodes 188 amino acids. Gene Ontology annotation, cellular component: ribosome; mitochondrial large ribosomal subunit.